AAAAGUUUAAUAACCCUUCAUCCAAAUUUCAAAUUUCAGUAUUAUUGAUAGCGAAAGAAAAUAAAAAAAUAUAAUAUUAAACGGAAAUUUCAAACUUUAGUGGUGAAAUGUUCGAAAGCAAUCAGAUGAGGCCAAAUUGGGCCCAGAUAGGGACGAUUGACGUUAGUUUUUAUAAAUUUUAAAAAUUGUUAGUUUAAAAACAUAAAAUCAAAGAAAAAGUGUGUCAAGAAAUCUUCUAUUGACAAAAACACAAUUUGCACGGUUGCUUCCAGCAGUAGUGCACCAACCACUAAAGACUCCUCCUUUGCGAGAAGGUUUUUGAAUCUAUGCCGAUAUACUUUAAAAAGUGAAACAAAAUCUAAAAUAAUUAUAUUAACAAAAAGUAGCAUAGAAGAAAAGUGUUGCAGAGCUGCGCGCCUAUCGAUUAAAUUAACCGUAAAAAACGAGUGACUCGCUUGCGACAUUUGGUUGACGAGGGAAAACUUGUUGUUUUUUUUCUAGGACAGUGCAGGUAGCAACUAACCACGCGGCUCUCAUCUUAAAACGCCCAUAAGGUGAUUGCAGUUGGUAGUGGCAACUGGAUUGGGUUUGAUUACAUUCCGUAAAUAAGAAGGAACAGUAGCAACAGCCAGCCAGUCAUAUAAACAGGCUUCGAAAGGAGUGCUUGUGUAAAGAGGGUGAAAGUAAAUUUAGCUGAACUGAGUCCUCUUGUGGAGUUGUAGUAAACGUUUGCCGCACAUGCAUCUGCACGUGGCCAAUAUACGUGUAUUCGAAUAGACAGUUUCAUUUAAGAGGGCGACAAAUAAAUAAAUCACCAAGUGGCAAGGAUCCAGUAAUUUGGCCGAAAAUAAUGAAAGUCGUGGGAAAACUUCGUAAUUCAAAACCAAAAAUGGCUAUCGAUACAGCAGCAAUCACGCUAGAGGUAGUACCUUCACAAGAGUUAGUGUCUUCACGAAAAGCAACAAAAGCCGCUGGAAUUGCCGAGCAGAGUUUACAUAAGAAGAAAUCUUGCACAUCGCUGCUUUGUGAGCUGACACAUCUCAGGUCCCAGCAAAAGUAUCUCGAAUGUAAUCAGGUUAAAUUGAAUGCGGCUCACUAUGAAGAUCAACCGGUUAGCGGAAGAAGUAAAAACAAUAGCACCAAACAAAUGAUAAAUGAAAUUGAAAACCUCAAAGUGCAUUUAGAAGGUAGCUUGAAAGCUUAUCGGGAAAACUGUUAUUGUGAGGUGCGAGACUUUCGACAAGUGGUGAGCUCUAUACGCGACGAUGUUCAGCCGCAUCGUUUGAGCCAAUGCUCGUUGCCGGAACUACGUGAACGUAUUAUUAGUAUAAAUACGCAACUAAUGCAACUCUGCGACAAAAACGAAAAGGAAAUGGAGAAAUUGCGGGGCGAGUAUGAAAAGAUUGAGCACGAUAAAUAAGUUUUUGUGAAUGUUUAGAAAAGUGAAAUUAUAAGUUCAACAAAUUAAAACAAAUGAAAAACAUAUGUAUGCAAACAUUCAUAUAUUCAUUUAUUUGGUUUCUAAUUAAAACCAUUAUUUAGGUCAGUAUUGUAUACGGUUUUAAUACUACUACAAAUAUAAAUAUGUAUGUAAAUACCUAUGUAUUGGAUGUUUGUCUAAGUUCUGUUAGUGAAAUAAAUUAUUCAAUUUAUUGAAGUCAAAUUUCAA
This is a messenger RNA of Zeugodacus cucurbitae (melon fly), 1669 nucleotides long. RefSeq lists its product as uncharacterized. The transcript has a single exon. Lineage: Eukaryota; Metazoa; Arthropoda; Insecta; Diptera; Tephritidae. Bases 851 to 1420 code for a protein of 189 amino acids. The record is from RefSeq and is a predicted model, not a curated record.